Messenger RNA from Hylaeus volcanicus, 4997 nucleotides. RefSeq names its product zwei Ig domain protein zig-8-like. Bases 594 to 1484 code for a protein of 296 amino acids. Lineage: Eukaryota; Metazoa; Arthropoda; Insecta; Hymenoptera; Colletidae. Gene Ontology annotation, biological process: synapse organization. The record is from RefSeq and is a predicted model, not a curated record. Gene Ontology annotation, cellular component: neuron projection membrane. The transcript is spliced from 7 exons.
UAAGCGCGGGCGCAGUUGGAUCGCGGUCUCCAGCACAGCAGCAUUUCCCUCGACGCCGACGAUCCGUUCGCGCAGCUCCGUCUUACUCGAUCCUCUCGCUUGCCUCUUUCUCCCUCUUGUUGAUCUCGACUCGCGUCUCCUUUCGCCCGUCUACUUAUCCGCCUAUUCAUCUUAUCAAUCCGCUGCUUUCCUCCUUCUGCCCCUUCCACUCUCGCUCCGUCUCCGUCUGGUCGUCGAGUUUCGGGACGUUUCAGUUUCUCCUUAGGCGCUGCUCGUGGUACCGACCAUGCGUGCGUGCACGCGACGAGUCAUGUCCACGCGACCGAGUGUGCGUGCCGAAUGACGAACGUGUGUCAGUUUAAGAAAAGCGAACGCUGCGCGAGUCGCCACGAAUCGGAUGCAUCCGUCGCUACAUCGGCGCGCUGAAUGAAAAUGCAUCGACUUGUCACGUGGAAAUACGACUUGCGGAGGAUUCUUCGUUCGCCGCGUUCCGAUCCGUGCCGUCUCGACGUGCUGCACGAAUUUACGGAGAGGUGUUGAAAAGACGUAUCGCUCCGGCCGGGCUGGCACGGGUUCGAAAGUGGUGUCGCGAAAUGUACCGGAAACGAUGGACCGUAAAAGCACUGGGAACGAAUUCACGGUACGGCGGGAAUGCGAACGGCUGGGACACGUUGGCCAAGGUGACCUGCAUUUUCUUCUUCGCGAUACUGCUGCACGAAAAAGCUGUACACAGUUCUCGACUGUUCGAGGCGGAUACCUUUCAAGGAGUGCAAACGCCAGAGAAAGGCCCUCACUUUGACACAACGAUUUCAUCGAAUGUGACAGGCCUGGUUGGAAAAACCGUUCAACUCGUUUGCAGAGUAAAGAACCUUGGAAACAGAACAGUAUCUUGGGUGAGGCAUCGAGACAUACAUCUAUUAACGGUAGGUCGUUACACCUACACGAGCGAUCAACGUUUCGAAGCGAUGCACACUCGACAUUCAGAAGAAUGGACUCUGAGGAUACGAUACCCCCAGAAGAAGGAUUCUGGUAUCUACGAGUGCCAAAUAUCCACCACUCCACCCAUCGGCCAUCCCGUUUACCUCACCGUGGUUGAACCAGUCACAGAGAUCUCUGGAGGUCCAGCGCUCUUCAUCAACAAGGAUAGUACGAUAAACCUGACGUGUUUGGUGAAAUACGCUCCCGAGCCACCGACCGCGAUCGUUUGGAGCCACAAUCGCGAGGCGAUUAACUUCGACUCGCCGAGGGGUGGCAUCAGCCUGGUCACGGAGAAAGGACCGGUGACAUCCAGCCGCUUGCUCAUUCAAAAAGCGAUCGAAAAAGACUCCGGGCUUUACACGUGCUCUCCAAGCAACACUCGUCCGAACAGCGUACGGGUUUACAUUGUUAACGAACAUCCAGCGGCAAUGCAUCACGGCAGCGGUAACAGAAUGUCCGCGACAUUACUUACUCUUGUUCUACUUCUCUCGUCGAUCGUUCGAUGAUCGCGAGCGGUUGUAAUCGCGGUGUAAACUAUUCGAAUGUUACGAAACGAAGUCGAUGGAGUUGAACUUCGUUCGGAGAAACACGCCCAUCACUUACAUCCCUGUAAAUACUUGAUCGAUGAUGCGCGUUCUUCCCAGGAAUUACAAGAAUCUACCUGUUUUUUUUUAUCACUUUUUCUUUCGAUCUCUUUACCGUCGAAUGUUUACGUGUUUUCAGCCGAUGAAAUUAUCGAGCCCCGUUGGAUGGAACUCCGUGAAACGUAUGUAUAAAUGUAUCUAUUCUACUUCAUAAGUAUCUUCAUAAGUACUCUUCUAUGUUGGAGUCCCUCGCAGACUUAAUAGAACGCGCAUGAUUGGUUAAGCAUUAAACAGCACGAGUAGCACGAUAAGCACGAUAAUCACAUCUUACGAUCGAUCGUACAAAACUGUUUGUCUUGCUAGAAAUUAUACGAGAGAAAAUUUCGUUCCGUAGCGAUUGACGACAAACAAAUCUAGCAGUUGUUUCGAGCCAACGCGAACGCGUUCAUUACCAUUUGAUACUCGUUCGUCGAAAGCACCCCACCGAUCGGGGCGGUUUUUUAACGAGCGUUUGCCAGCGAGUGGUCUCGAGCACGCAGUGUGACGUAACUCCGCGAUCGAGUGAAUAACCGAAUUACAACGGGACAGCUACCAUCGAACCAGAAUUUAUGUAAUUAAAUAAAAAACACGUUCGGAACACUAUCGGGGGAAACGUCGCCGUGGCGUUCCGAUAAUAAACUCGCUUCUCUCCGACUUGGAAACUUUCGCAUUAUUCCGCCGUUUCGAUACGUACGCCUGGAGGAGAAUAAGCGACUUCUAGGCAACUUGGUAUCACGGCAAACUUGUUACAUUCUAUUCCUUCUCGUUCGGAAAUAGAAUCAACGUGUUUCGGAGAGACGUGUUGUCUCCUGUAUUGCGCGCGAGUAAUCGGUUUACUAAAAGAGAACGGAACUAUACGAUACGCGAGAAAUAAUCGAUUAAUACAUCGAUCGUUCCAAUUAGAGUACCGUUCUACGCAACAAUUAUUUAUCGAUAAAAAUUUUAAGUAAGCGCUCUUUUAUCCAUACCGAAUUCCUUCGAAUUAAUUCGUUUCGAUGAAUUGUUUUAUUUGGAAAGUUAUCGAAGGGAUCUCAGUUGGUACAUAUCAAAGAGAACGAUUCGCGAAAGUUUCAAAUCGACGAAUCAACGAGGAAAAGUCGCAGAGGAGACAAAUUUCAAACCGUAAGAGAAGGUUCAAGCGAAGCCACGUACGCGUAAAUGUGAAGAAAACUUGAUAGCCAUUUAAAGCAUGUAAAAUCAUCUUUUUCGCGUCCACGGUAAGCAUGUUUCUCAUCCAGGAUUUAUUUCAAAGAAAUUCCUAAAGGCUAUGGGAAACGUAGGUCGCAUCGUAACGCAUCGAGAAAAAGAUAAAGAGAAUCACGGUAAUGCGACGGAACUUUGCGAAGCUGAGAAGCCGAGAACAAGUUUCCUUUUUCAAUUAAAAAUGUGAGUUCUCAUUGCACAUCGCCACGCUUUAAGGAAAAACGCUGUUGCCGAGGAUUAAGGAAAGAAACGGAGAAACAGUUUGCUCGUAAGCUGUGCCGGACUACUUGUACCGAUUACUACUUAACUUUCCUCCUUUUACCGAAUCGUUUAAACCAUCGUGAUUACAGAAAAUAGUGAUUACUUCCUUUUUACAGUUUCCUUUCACACGCAAGGUACCGUCGCUUCACUGUACACUCUUGCGUUUUAGUUCGAUGAGAAAAUUCUACCAAAAGAAAGAACAUUAAAAUAUCCAUUUCGAAAUGUUUGAUCGAGUAACGAGUUCGUAUAAAUGUUUCAAACAUAAACGUUAACUUUUAGUACUUUUCUACGAUCGUUAUCGCUUUCGUUCUAUCAUCUUCCACUACCUUUCGUAAUAUCCUUGCAUUGACCCUGAAUUCUACAGACUUUGUUAUUCGAUCUAACGUGUUCAAUGAUCUAUGGAAUCGAAGAUAGAUAGGUUUACGUUCCUUUCAAAGUAUGCUUCAAUCGCAGAAACGCAAAUGUGGUUGUAUCGUUAUGUAUAUUUCUAUAACUGUCAUUGUUUUACACGACACAUAGUAGUCGCGUUUUUGUUACACCCGAGGGACCACGAAGGUUAAGCAAAGAUGGACGGUCCAAUUAUCCUCGUUAACAAAUACUAUUCGAAAAGUGAAAGACAGGUGUUGAAACGAAUCGAGAUAUCUCCUUAACAGCAGAUGAAACAGUUAACGCAUUCGCUGCCAAGAAAUUAAAAGUUUGAAACUAGUUUAGAGACAGCGGCAGAGCUUUCUUAUCAAAUUCGGAUUUAUAACGUGUUAAAUUUAUAAAAAUUACCGUUCGUGUUGUUGUUUUGUCGAAUUCGUCGGCAGCGAACGCGAGAAGUACGCGAGUAAAUCUUCACGUAACGCGAGUCUUUCACCUAAAUCAUAACAGUCACGACGAUUUAAUUGUAUUCCACGUUAUUCACUAGUACCACGAUACCGUUAACUUUAAGCGUUUUUAUAGAACUCAAAGAACGAUGUCUCGUAGCUAUUAAAUAUGAACGAUAAGCGUUACUUAACAUUGUUAGUUCGACAGCGACGUAAAGAUUAGUCGUUACGUCUUCACCGUUUAAGUAAUUUUUUACAAGUGUAAAUAAUUAAGAAACUCGUACUUUAUAGGCGACUACUCUAAUUUCUUCGUUGUAGCUAUUUGUUAGAUUAAAGAGAAAGUUUAUCCUGUCGAAUGUUAUUCUCGAGAGUAAUUAAGAAAAUAUCAAUUUACCAUAUCUAAACUUGAAUUCAGUUAUUGAACGGGAAUCUUCAUAUUUUUUUUUUAAUCACUCGCGAGAAAGGGCAUAGGCAGAGAAAUUUCUAACUUUAUCGGUGGACAUGCUAUUAUAGAAUACAGACAACGAAAAUUCCAGGCAGAGAUUACUUAAUCAUUUGUCCUCCUUCCAUUUCUUUUAAAAAUCUAUAAAAACAAACAAAACUUUUACCAACAUCUCCGUCUAAUUUCUCUGGAUUUGAUGCUUGAGUUCACAGAAAUGGAAACGAAUCGAGGACUCGUAAACGAUCGAGACUCGUCUCAUUCACGUCGUAAGCCGUUCAAUAAUAAAUUUGACAGCAUUCGCCAUGGAAAGAUUGCGAAACAGCUUCCUUGCCCCAAGCCUUUGCUCUCGUCGUUUCAUGUUACCGUAGACGACGCAUUUCGAAGGAGCUGUUUUAAUUAAUUCGCGUCUCGACUGGUGCUAAUUACCGUCCUUUUGCAGCGAGACUUUUUCGCGCGUUCUCCGCUUUGUAACAUCAGCCGGUCACCCUCUUCAAUCUUCCGUUAGAUUUCACCUACCGUGGCUAUUCACUCGGACGCCCCCAUUCUCUCUUCAAGGCGUCAUUUUUCUGCUUUCAUUCCUUCUCGAGUAGAAACUACUUUUUUUUCGCGAUUUAACGAUGCCAAGGAAAAUGUUUCAACUAUGUAAUCUAUGUUUUGACAAUAUAUAAAUAUUAUACCAGA